UGUGCAAAAUCACAAACAUUUAGAUAGGAAUGGUUCUAUUCCAGCGCAUCUGAACUCAUAUGUUGUGCUGAGUACCUUUCUUGCUAGGUACGUCUCAUUCGGCAAAAAUAGAUAGACCUUCGAGGAAACGACGGCACACGUCUAACGUGUGCUCGGAUGAUCGUGUCAACGCGGUUAUGGCGUCGCACAACAACGGGGCGAAGAAGUUUAGUCCCAUCCCAACAAAAAGCGAUUCGUCCCAAUUUUCAAAGAGAAAAAAGGAUUUGGAGAAUACUAAAGAAGGAAGCUGCAAUGUAUCUAGUCGUGUGCCCUAUGAAUGGAGUCAGACUGAGGAGACCCUACAAAUCGUGCUCUCUUUGGACAAACUGUGCGCCGAGGAGCUGAAAGAGGCGGAUGUUGUGGUGACAGACGUAAAUGUCCAUGUCAAACUGCCAGAUGGCCGGGAGUGGGCUUGUGCAUUCAGUGAAGAGGUGGAAGGAAAACAAAGUCGCGUGGUUGUACAGAAUAACAAGCUGUGUAUCUGGCUGAUCAAAAAGAAGGCUAAGAAUUGGUCGAAGCAUCAUGUUGUGGAUAUUUCUCCAAAGCAAAAAAAGAGAAGUGCUGCAGAUAGCUCUGGGGACCCUGUAGGAACAAAGGUAGAUCCCUUGUUGCCUGACAGCGUGGUGGAGCUGGAGAAGGCUGGAGGUGAGAAACCAGAAAAUGAUGCCACAGACCCAAACCUUGAAAUGAAGGAAAAAGAAGAAGAACCUGUGUAUUAUCUCCAGCACACAAAAAAUGAUUGGAUAGAAAGCUCAAAGAAUGAUGUUUUUACUGUUCACGUGUAUGUACGACAUGCUCCUAAAGACACUGUGAAGAUAUUCUAUAGUGAGAAAACAGUCACAGUGAAAUUCCAAACAAAAGAUAGUAAAUUCCUAGCUCUGCAUGCAAAUUCAACAGAGGAGACAGUAUUCUGCUGGAAAAUCAAUUUAAAACAUGAGAUUAUUCCCAAUCAAUGUCGCCACAAGGUAACAUCUGCCUUCAUUGAGAUUAGUCUGUACAAGAAAAAUGCAUUUCGCUGGGGAGCAUUGGAAGCACCUGUGAACAAAGCACCACCGAUAUCCAAGUCUGACUCCUGGUUACCUGUAACAAAAUCAACCACUCAAACUGAAGACAAAGCCCAUUCUAGCCAGUCAGAUGUUGCCUUUGAUGAACUCGGGGAUGUGAAGAUUCUUGAAGAUGAAGAAUUUGAACCUGCUGAAGAAAACGGAACCUCACCUGUAGUGAACAGCUCUCAUUCAGGUGACAAGGAAAACACAACACAGAAGCCAAUGUGCAAAGUGUCACCACUGAACAAACCUCCCCGUCAGUCUGAGCUGAUUGUCUCUCCUGGGAUGACAGGACUCGAGAACUUGGGGAAUACCUGUUUCAUGAACAGUGUUCUCCAAGCUCUUGCAAACACACGGGAAUUUAGGGACUACUUCUUAGGUGGCUCAUGA
This is a messenger RNA of Liolophura sinensis, 1475 nucleotides long. Its product is annotated as ubiquitin carboxyl-terminal hydrolase 19-like. The record is from RefSeq and is a predicted model, not a curated record. Lineage: Eukaryota; Metazoa; Mollusca; Polyplacophora; Chitonida; Chitonidae. Gene Ontology annotation, molecular function: cysteine-type deubiquitinase activity. The transcript is spliced from 11 exons. The coding region runs from base 177 to 1475 and encodes 432 amino acids. Gene Ontology annotation, biological process: protein deubiquitination.